AUGGGCAAUUGCUUGGAGACAAGUAGAGAAGGCCAACAACAAGAAGGGGUGAAGACACAACAUCCACAGCAACAGCAACAGCAGCAACAUGAGGCAGAAGGAAGAGGUGGUUUUAUUGAAGAAGAAGGUGUUGGGAAAGGUGGUCUUAGGGUGAAGAUAGUGUUGACAAAGGAAGAGCUAGAGUGGUUGAUGUUUCAGUUGAAGGAUAAGGGAAGGAAAUGUUUAGAAGAUCUGUUAGAGGAGUUGGAGAAAGGUAGAGGCAGAACUGAAGCAUGGAAACCGUCUUUAGAGAGUAUCAUGGAGAGUCCUGAAGUGCAUGAGAUGGACAGAGAAUUCCCUCCACAAUAA
This is a messenger RNA of Macadamia integrifolia, 348 nucleotides long. RefSeq lists its product as uncharacterized. The transcript has a single exon. Lineage: Eukaryota; Viridiplantae; Streptophyta; Magnoliopsida; Proteales; Proteaceae. Bases 1 to 348 code for a protein of 115 amino acids. The record is from RefSeq and is a predicted model, not a curated record.